Cynocephalus volans (Philippine flying lemur) is the source of this 597-nucleotide messenger RNA. RefSeq names its product regulator of G protein signaling 10 (gene RGS10). Gene Ontology annotation, molecular function: G-protein alpha-subunit binding; GTPase activator activity. Gene Ontology annotation, biological process: regulation of G protein-coupled receptor signaling pathway. The record is from RefSeq and is a predicted model, not a curated record. Gene Ontology annotation, cellular component: cytoplasm; nucleus; plasma membrane. NCBI's taxonomy places the organism in Eukaryota, Metazoa, Chordata, Mammalia, Dermoptera, Cynocephalidae. The transcript is spliced from 5 exons. The coding region runs from base 2 to 547 and encodes 181 amino acids.
GAUGUUCAACCGCGCCGUGAGCCGGCUGAGCAGGAAGCGGCCGCCGUCAGACAUCCACGACAGUGAUGGUAGUUCCAGCAGCAGCCACCAGAGCCUCAAGAGCACAGCCAAAUGGGCAGCUUCCCUGGAGAAUCUGCUGGAAGACCCAGAAGGCGUGAAAAGAUUUAGGGAAUUUUUAAAAAAGGAAUUCAGUGAAGAAAAUGUUUUGUUUUGGCUAGCAUGUGAAGAUUUUAAGAAAACACAAGAUAAGAAGCAGAUGCAGGAAAAGGCAAAGGAGAUCUACAUGACUUUUCUGUCCAGUAAGGCCUCAUCACAAGUCAACGUGGAGGGACAGUCUCGGCUCAAUGAAAAGAUCCUGGAAGAACCACACCCUCUGAUGUUCCAGAAACUCCAGGACCAGAUCUUCAAUCUCAUGAAGUAUGACAGCUACAGCCGCUUCUUAAAGUCUGACUUGUUUUUAAAACACAAGCGUACCGAGGAAGAGGAAGACGAUCCGCCUGAUGCUCAGACUGCAGCUAAAAGAGCUUCCAGAAUUUAUAACACAUGAGCCUCCAAAGAGCCAGGACUGGCAGCUUUAAGAAGCAAAGGAACUUACUC